ACACUCGGCCGCCCGCUCUUCUGUUCCGCUCGGGAAGCCGACGCUGAUUGCAACGCACGCACGGGUGGCCUUCGAGGCUGUGACAGCCGCUUGGCCGAGAUGCUCCUCGAGAACGCUCAGCAACGCGCGGCGCAGGUCUGUAACUGAACAUGUCACUGAAACACACAGCCAAGCCUUCGCGGGGCAACAAGAAGAGUGAACUGGAACGAAAGAGGGACGAGAGGUCAGCGCGCAGGGCCCUCGCCAAGGCCCGUAAGAAUCCUCCUCAGGAUGGCGAGGAAGACGCGGAGUUUCUCACUUUCUCCACUCAGCUGCAGGCAAUGGGGCUGAAGCUGAGAGAAGUCCCCGGUGAUGGGAACUGCUUGUUCAGAGCUCUCGGAGACCAGUUAGAGGGUCACUCCCGAUCUCACCUGGAGCUACGUCAGGAGACCGUCCAGUAUAUGAUGUCCCACCGACAAGACUUCGAACCCUUUGUAGAGGACGAUAUUCCCUUCACGGAGCACUUAUCCAACCUGGCACAGCCUGGAACAUUUGCAGGCAAUGACGCAAUCGUGGCUUUUGCCCGCAGUCAGCAGGUGAAAGUGGUCAUCCAUCAGCUGAACACACCACUUUGGGAGAUAAACGGUACUGAGAAGCAGAUGUGCAGAGAACUACACAUUGCGUACCGCUACGGGGAUCAUUACGACAGCGUGAGGCGCAUCGGCGACAACUCAGAGAGCCGUGGUCAGCUACGCAUUCAGGUGUCAAACAAGCAGAGAAAAGAGGACAAAAGACAAGACAAGAAAAAGCGUCAAGAGGAACGCAAUCGACUCAAAGUCCUCAACAACAGAGGCGACCAGAACCGGAAUCAUCCAGAGGCGGUCACUUUAAUACCAGCUCUGAACACGCUCAGUAUAUGAGAAUGAUACAUGGACAACAAAAAAAAACUAACUGCAGGUGGAUGAUGCUUCCCCACAAGAAUUUGCACAGUCAGAUUUGACACAGUCCCAGUGGGUGACUCUCCGACAAACGUUAAGAGUGCCUGCAAACCGGUUUUUCGGGGAGCUUGGAAAAGACGCAGCUGGACAGACCUCAAUUUGGAGUGUUUUUGUGUCUGCGUCAAAUUCAAUACAUUUUUUGUUAGGAUUUGUGUGCGCGUGGUGACGGGUAACACACAAUGAUGAUUUCAUGAAGAAUGUUUUUGGUAGAAUUUGCCACAGGCUGAAUUCACUGUUUUUCAGAUGUGCAUAUCUUUGUUUGUUCCGUCAGACGAAAGGAAGAAAGGCAAGAGCCGGACAACUGUUAGGCACCUCUUUUAAAAGGACGUGUACUCCAACAGCAAAUUAUAUAUUCCAUAUAAUCUAGAAUUUGUCAUACAAUAUUCAUUUAUCUAGUCUUAUUUUCAGCAUUAUUUUUGUAUCAAAGUUCAUAGCAACACAACUAAGCAUUGCAAAGUGGAUGCCACAUUCUAAAAAAAAUAAAGGAAAAAAGAC
Molecule: messenger RNA, 1472 nt
Organism: Phyllopteryx taeniolatus (common seadragon)
Lineage: Eukaryota; Metazoa; Chordata; Actinopteri; Syngnathiformes; Syngnathidae
Gene: otud3
Product: OTU deubiquitinase 3
Exons: 6
Coding region: 150-899 (249 amino acids)
Biological process (GO): protein deubiquitination
Molecular function (GO): cysteine-type deubiquitinase activity
Source: RefSeq, a predicted model, not a curated record